Molecule: messenger RNA, 1280 nt
Organism: Gadus morhua (Atlantic cod)
Lineage: Eukaryota; Metazoa; Chordata; Actinopteri; Gadiformes; Gadidae
Gene: spata6l
Product: spermatogenesis associated 6-like
Exons: 12
Coding region: 63-1241 (392 amino acids)
Biological process (GO): spermatogenesis
Cellular component (GO): sperm head-tail coupling apparatus
Molecular function (GO): myosin light chain binding
Source: RefSeq, a predicted model, not a curated record
ACGAAACGGGACGCUCUCCGGCAAGCUCGCAACUAUCUUCUCUGGAAGGAUAUUUAGCAGAGAUGCCGCGAAAAGCUUUGAAAGUCGUGACUGAGCUGCACAUCCGAACGGUGUCCUGUCCCGGGGUCCAUCUGUGGGCCAAGGAUUACGUCUACCUCAGUGUGUGCGUCAUGGGGCAGUAUCAAGAAUCCCCGUGUGUCCCUGCCUUCUUCCCGCUGCUUCUUCAGCAGAAGAUGACUUUUGAAAAGAUAUUUCGGUUUGCGGUUGACCCUGGAGACAUUGCUGUCAUGAUGGAGUACGAGACUGUCACAAUGGAAUUGGUGCAGCUGACUCAUCCAGACGGGAACACCCUGGCAUCGUUCGAAGAAGACUCCCGCAAUUUCCUCUUCCCUCAGCCCAAGCUGGUCCCGUCCUACUCUGGUGUUGGGAGAGAGGUUCUGAUGACACGUGCACCCCACUUUCCGGGUAUUGCUCCGAGGCUGGAGUUCUGGACCAAAACCACCAUCUGUGAAUGUUCAGCCGUCGCAGACAGCAACGUUUACCCAAACGUAUCCACGGGCCCGAAACCAAGAACAAAGUCUGCACUGAGGGCCCGCAAGCAGAGGGCCUCGUCGCCACGGAGACGCCCGGGUACUGCAGGAGGAGGAGGAGGAGGAGGAGGAGGUGGAGGGGGGGCCACUAGGUCGGACGGGGGCCCGCGUGUUUCUUUCCAGCAGGACUCUGAGAAAACCAAACGGGGACCAGCGGAUACGAGCAGCAGCUCGCCCCAGCGUAUGGCGAGCUCGUGGCCGGGGGCGGGCCUUAGGAGCUCCCCGCCCCUUCGUCGCUCGGCACUGGUGGACAGAAGCCCCGCCCCCAGCAAGCCCUCACCCAACCCGCUCCGCUCCGUGUCCGCAGAUGGUAGGAUGGCAUCCAACGCUGACAGUUGGAGCUCUCCUGAAUUGGAUGCUCCCGUUGGUCGGCAGCGUUCGGCCUCUCCUUCUGCGUUGUGGCGUCGCUACCGGCAGCAACAGUCAGGCAACAGCAGCAGCCACGGCCACGACGUCAUGCUCGGCUCCGUUGCCGUGGCGACGGCCAGGUCGCGCUGGAACGGCCCCGCCGACUCGUGGGAGGAGGUCCAGGAGCGCGUCCGCGGACUGCUGACCACCCCCAGGGCGAUGCGCAGACUCCUCUCGGGCUCCACGGCCUCUGAGAUGGAGGAGGUGUUAACACGCAGGUCCAUCUCCCCGGGGCUGCCCUGACGGAGUUUGGACACGUGCACGGACACACACACACACACA